This is a messenger RNA of Prorocentrum cordatum, 4944 nucleotides long. NCBI's taxonomy places the organism in Eukaryota, Dinophyceae, Prorocentrales, Prorocentraceae. The record is from the annotation of a GenBank genome assembly.
AUGGGGCUCAAAGCGCAAGCCGACGGCACUUCGAUGGCCUUCGCCGCAUGGUUGGCGGGCGAGGCGGUGCACGGCGCUGGGCAGGCCGCGCUGCUGUGGGCAGCCCGCGGUGAGUGCCCAGCCUGCACGUGCGCUCCGGCCCUCACGCGCGCCCCUGGCCAGGAGGCGGCGCGCGUGGACUGCCCAGGCGGGUCCCCAGGGUGGGCGCUGUCAGCGGUGGCUCUCGCUGGCGUGACUGGCUUUGCUGGGGGGCUCCUGGCCGCGAGUCAGAGCGCGGGCCUGUGCCUCGUGAUGGCCAGCUCUGCAGCCGCCGCGGCGGCCAGUGGGCACCCUUUGGCUCUGGACGGACUCGACGAGGGCGAUUUCAUCCUGGUGCUGUAUCGCGUGGGAGGUGGCCGGAUCUGGCACGAGCGCCUGGUCCUGGCGUUUCAGACGGUGCCGCCCUUCGGGACAGGGGUCUUGACUCCAGAUGGGCACGCCUACGUGGAGGCCAUCAUGCAGAACGGGGCGGACAUCAGGGAGUACGCGAUUCCCGCUGGCGCCGCAGCCGGCGCCGUGGCUGCCGCCGCAGCUGGGGGUCAGGCGCUCCGGCUGGCGCUGGGCCUGCGGGGGCCCCCGCUGCGGGCGAGGCCGGCGGCGCUCCUGGGGCUCUGGGCGGCCUGGCAGGGCGAGCGGCAGCCCUCGGAGGCGGCCCAGCAGCCGCGCCAGCUGGCGCAGCCGCCCUUGUGCCAGUGGCGGCCGCACCUGCGCCUGCGGCAGGAGGAGCUCCAGCUGUCGUGCCCUUUGCCUGGCGGCGCCGCCGUGGCCGUGCCGGCCCCUGGGCCUGCCGCCGCCCCCGCGCCUGCGGCAGGUGGUGGCCCUGGUCCUGGUGGCGUGGCCGCAGCUCUGGCCGCCAUCGCUGGCGCUCCAGGAGGCGAUGCUCGGAUUCAGUCGGUUGCCUUCGACGCGCAGGGGGUGAGAUAUGUGGACUUCCGAGCUGCAGCGGUUCGCCUUCACGAACUGCCAUGGGGCGAUUGGCCUCUCAAGGGACCUCGCACGCUGCUAUGGGUGCUGAGCUUCAUAUGCCGCAAUGGGGGAACGCCCCUUGGCAGGCACACGAAGUGGGUUUCGGAGGGGUACCUGGAGGCGGACGAUCCUGGAGUCGACGCCCACUUGCUGUGCUGCCGCCUCCUGGAGCUGGGCGUGGUCUACGAUCAGCUCCACGUGACCAACAUUGCGGCCAUGGAGUUGGUCGGGCGGACCCUCCAGACGCAGGAGGAACUGUACCGAGACAGGUUCGCGGCGUCUUCGGAGUUCGGCUCAGACGCUGCGCUGGUGUCGGGUGCUCUGGACGCUGGCGGCAACGUGUGCGUAGCCCCUGCUCUGAGGGACUGGCUGGCCGCCGAGAAGGCACGCGAGGCCAACAUAGCCAAGGAGCGGCGCAAGGCCAUCAUGCACAUCACGGACAGCAUCGACGAGCUUGGGCGCCCGCCGUCAGAGUUCAUGUCUGGUAGCGCUGCCGAAGACGGAGCCCUCCGGGAGCUCCUCUCUUGCGCCAACCUGUACGGUACUGGCGCCGCGACGUCGACCCCCUACGUCAGCGACAGAGUCGCAUGGCCUGCCGCGGGUGGGACCCCAGUGGGCAUCGUCGAGCUGGUGCCGCCCGUGGAUAGGGUCUGGCUGGAGGGUUGGCGGAGUCAUAUGCUUCGAGAUCCGCGUGCUGCUGCUGCUCUGGCCAGGGAGGCAUGCCCGAAGGGGCCUUUUUGCGAUCCCGCCCUGAUGCGCGACGUGAGCACGUACGGUCGUUUUCUGAUUCAGAUGUACGAGAGACAGAUGGUCAACUUCGCGGCGGACUCCGGCAUGUACAUGUCCACGUGCGACCUGGAGUGCGCCUUCUACCACAUGAGGCUCCCUGAGGGCAUGGAGGUGAUGUUCACCUUGCCGCCGAUCUUGGCGGGGGUGCUUCAGGAGCUCGGCCUCAUGGACCUCGACUUCGACCCGUUGGUGUCUCUCUCGCCCCAGGAUGGCCAUCCAGGGGUUAACGUGGUUGAGAAGAAUGUUGUGGGGGUGGCCGCCUACGUCGAUAACAUCCUCGUCUUCGGCGGCUGCAAGUCCUUGGUGGAUGAGACUAUGACUAGGCUGGUGGGCACCUUCAGGAGGCGCGGACUUCCAGUGCACGAGAUCGAGCCCGCUGCUCUGGAUGCCGACUUCCUUGGCCUCAGCCUCCGCGGCGGAAGAUAUCUUCGCAUCAAGCCUCGGAACAUUUGGAGACUCCAUUCUGCGAUAUCCAGUUUGUUGAGGCGUGGAUGGUGCUCCGGCCACAUGCUCCGCGCGGUGCUUGGUCACAUCACGUGGACGUCGAUGAUCCGCAGAGAGGUGCUCACCGUGCUGCACAGCUCCUAUGGCUACGUCGGCGCCUUCGGCCCGAGGCACGGCAAGCUCUGGCCGUCAGUGAUCAAGCGGUGGCGCUACAAGGUCGAGGGCGGGCGCCAGGCUCGCCUGCGGUCGCUCAAGGAGCACCUGGGCAGCUUGGGGAGCCACGCGUUGAAGAAUCCAGAGGACAUCCAGGAGGCCGGCACCUUGGGCGUCCACGGUGAGGGCUUGGGCAUCCCUGUGGAGCACAACAAGACCGAGGCCCUGAGGUUCAGCAUGGACCCUUGGGAGCUCGACGAGGUACCUGGGCACAUUACACGCAAAGAAGCCUGGAAGAGCGUCAGUGCACAGUCGGUGUCUCUGGGGGCCAAUAUUCUUUACCUUGAGGGCGAGGCCUUAGUCACGUCUUAUCGGCACCUUCUUCGUAACUUGGGCAGUCACGGCAAGCGCAUGGUGGCCUUAGUCGACAACUUGCCCUUGGCUCUUUCUUGUACGAAGGGGAGAGCCCGCUCGAGUUUCUUGAGCUGGGUUGGUUCAGCGGCCACCGUCAUCUUAGUGAUGCUCGGACGGCUGGCCGGCGGCUGCGUCGCCCUCUCUGUCCUGCUCGUGCUGAUCACGAGGGCGGAGGCGAUGCCGCGACAGGGAUCGCGCACCCCUUCGGCCUUGACGAGACACCGCGCGAUCCUGGCUGCCAAAGCCGCGGGCGGGCGCACCGGCACGUUGGCCAUGAGCCUGCUGGAGCAGCAGGCGGUGAGACUGAACACAGAAGCCCUUUACCGGCAGCCGCUACACACGUUCGUGAGCUACUGUGCGGACCGCCACCUGGACUGGAGCACGUUGGGCCAGUUGGACUCGAUCCUGGCGGAGUACCUCACCGCGCGCCACCCGGCACAGAGGCUGACGCCAGACAGCAUCGUGCAGCCGUCCAUCGGCGCGGGCGCCGCGUACCAGUUCUGGGGCCUCCUGCUGCGCCCCGCAGACCGCGGCCAGGGCGGGAUGACGGGGGCGUUCGACGCGUCGAUCCCUCUCGAUCUCGACCUGUACCUCGUGCCGGUCCUCAUGGCGCUCCGCCUGAAGGGGCCUGUCGCGACGCCUCUGUGGGGAGUCAGUCUCGGCCAGCUGAACCUGCUGUUCUUUCUUGCGGCAACGACCCUGGGCAUCAACCACCUGCGCCCCCACUUGUUCAGGAUGAGGCAUGGCGGAGUGAGCUACGACCUUUUGACGCAGAGGCGAUCGAUGGAGCGGGUGUGCCGCAGAGGCCGCUGGGCCGUCAUGUCGUCGAUGCGGCGCUACGCGAAGGAGACGGCUCUUCUGCGCGAGCUUCAGGACGGGGCGGAGGGCGUGUACGCGUUCGGCCACCUCGUGGAAGGGCGUUUCUGCGAGCUGCUGGAGAUGGGCUUCCUCAGAAACUGGUGCCUCGCCCAGGUGCCCUCCCAACUAGUGGAGGCGAUGCAGCUCUGCGGCCCGGCGCGCGGCAGGCGCGUUGUGGUAGAGCUUUUCAGCGGUUCUGGCCACUUCACCGCCGCGGUGCGCCGACUCGGCCUCUCGGGUCUGGGACUCGACAUCAGGCGUGGGCCUCUCGAGGACCACCUCGACGCCACUUUCGAGGAGGUCAUCGUCGGAUGUAAGUACACUGCGCUCGCGGCUGCAUAUCCAGCUGCCCAUGCCAAUGCUCUCGCAAAUGUAAUCAAGCGCGCGGUGCUCAAGGCGCCGCAGCAAGCGAUGGCUAGACUCCCUGACAUUCGAGAGAUCUCGAGUACGUCUGCACAAGGCUUCUGCAGGAAGUCCAUCGCGUACCCCGCGCUCGAGUUCGCGAGUUGUCCAGGGAAUUCCAUGGAUGGCGUCAUGGCUCUGGACUGCGAGGACGGCGUCAUCGUUCUGGACGAGAAGCCGCUCGAGGAGUUUAAUCCCACCAGCGAGGAGGUGCGCAGUUACGCCGAGUGGCUCGGGCUCGACCCUGAUGCCGACGAGGGCCUAAUGUACCUGGCGCGCGAGGGCCUGAAGGCUCCUCUGACGGAGGGCUGGAAGGCCUGCCAGAACGCGGACGGCGAGAUCUUCUACUUCAACUUCCAGACGGGCGAGAGCACGUGGGACCACCCCUCGGACGAGAAGUACCGCCAGCUCGUCCAGGAGAAGAAGCAAGAGCAAGACGCCGCGAGGCGCGGCGGGGUGGGCGACACCCCCGUGCUGCAGGCGGAGGCGCGGCCCGCGGCGAGGAAGCGCCCACGGCGUGCGCGCGGCGCCGAGGGCGCGGGCCCCUCCGACGAGGAUGUCGGAGAAGCGGGGGGCGCUGCUGUCGACGGGGACGAGGCAUCUUCCGCGAAGGCGCAGGCGGGGCAGCGGCCGCAGAAGAAGCCGACGCGGGCGCAGCGGAACGCAAUCUGUUUCCGCUACUUCCGGGGCUCCUGCAAGUUCGACGACUGCAAGUUCCAGCACGUGGCCCCUGGCAGGCUGACGCCCGAUGAGCAGGCGCAAGUGCUGCGUGAGCUCCCGCUGCGGGAGUUCGACCAGCGCCUCGCCGACGUGGUUCAGAAGAUGAACAUCCCGCGCUGCAAAGAUUUCCACCUGCGCGGAGGCGGCGCGCGGCUAUAG